Polyodon spathula (Mississippi paddlefish) is the source of this 1538-nucleotide messenger RNA. RefSeq names its product trafficking protein particle complex subunit 13. The transcript has 13 exons. NCBI's taxonomy places the organism in Eukaryota, Metazoa, Chordata, Actinopteri, Acipenseriformes, Polyodontidae. The record is from RefSeq and is a predicted model, not a curated record. Bases 65 to 1354 code for a protein of 429 amino acids. Gene Ontology annotation, cellular component: TRAPPIII protein complex.
UUUUUUUGACGCAUCAAUUUCAAGUCGAGUCUGUGCCCAACUGCAUUCCGUACUCUUCGCUGCAAUGCAGGUGAAAGUUCAAGCAGAUUCUGGGAAGAUGGAUGUCAACCAGGCCAAACAAGAGCAUCUGCUUGCUUUAAAAGUGAUGCGGUUGACAAAACCAACGUUGUUCACUAACAUGCCUGUGACAUGUGAAGACAGAGACCUGCCAGGAGACCUUUUUGGCCAUCUUAUGAAGGAAGACCCAUCUACUAUAAAGGGGGCUGAGACGAUAAUGCUUGGAGAAAUGCUGACACUUCCACAGAACUUUGGAAAUAUCUUUCUGGGGGAAACAUUUUCCAGCUACAUCAGUGUGCAUAAUGAUAGCACUCAAAUUGUGAAGGACAUUCUGGUGAAGGCAGAUCUUCAGACAAGCUCCCAACGUUUAAACCUAUCAGCAUCCAAUUCCGCUGUGUCGGAUCUUAACCCUGAGUGCUGUAUCGAUGAUGUUAUUCAUCAUGAAGUAAAAGAAAUUGGAACGCACAUUUUGGUGUGUGCAGUCAGUUACACCACACAGACAGGAGAGAAGUUGUACUUCAGAAAAUUCUUCAAAUUUCAGGUUCUCAAACCACUGGACGUGAAGACCAAGUUUUACAAUGCGGAGAGUGACCUCAGUUCUGUGACAGACGAAGUCUUUUUGGAGGCACAGAUUCAGAACAUCACAACGUCCCCCAUGUUUAUGGAGAAGGUCUCGCUGGAACCCUCAAUCAUGUACAAUGUGACAGAGCUUAAUACAGUCUCCACAGGAGAGGAGGGUGCAUCCACCUUUGGGAAGAUGUCUUACUUGCAGCCAAUGGACACACGUCAGUAUCUGUACUGUCUGAAACCCAAACCUGAGUUUGCAGAGAAGGCUGGAGUGAUUAAGGGGGUCACUGUGAUUGGAAAACUGGACAUCGUAUGGAAAACCAACCUUGGAGAACGGGGGCGGCUUCAAACCAGUCAGCUCCAGAGAAUGGCACCUGGUUAUGGAGAUGUCCGGCUUUCCCUGGAGCUGAUCCCAGACACUGUAAAUUUAGAAGAGCCGUUUGACAUCACUUGUAAAAUAACCAACUGCAGCAGCGAGAGAACAAUGGACUUGGUUUUGGAAAUGUGCAACACCAGCUCUAUACACUGGUGUGGAAUUUCAGGGAGGCAGCUGGGAAAGCUAAACCCUAGCUCAUCCCUAUACAUUACACUCAAACUCUUGUCUUCAGUCCAAGGGCUACAGAGCAUAUCUGGACUGAGGCUUACUGACACGUUUUUGAAAAGAACAUACGAAUAUGAUGAUAUUGCACAAGUGUGUGUAGUCUGUUCACAUAUGAAUCCAGAAAGCUAAGUUUUAUCACGUACAGCAUGACCAUAUCUAACUGGACCAACUGUGGAACUUUCUGCACCAUCACGUACCUUUAUUAUUUUAUUAAAAGUCUUUAAAAAUGCUAAUGUUAUAAAUAUUAAUUUUAAUCGUACAAAGUAUUGUAUAGUUAUUUUAAAUGUGUGAAUAAAUUGUUAAUGAGUUUUAA